Messenger RNA from Anarrhichthys ocellatus (wolf-eel), 4112 nucleotides. RefSeq names its product methyl-CpG binding domain protein 3b (gene mbd3b). Gene Ontology annotation, molecular function: methyl-CpG binding. The transcript has 7 exons. Gene Ontology annotation, biological process: negative regulation of transcription by RNA polymerase II; DNA methylation-dependent constitutive heterochromatin formation. Gene Ontology annotation, cellular component: nucleus. NCBI's taxonomy places the organism in Eukaryota, Metazoa, Chordata, Actinopteri, Perciformes, Anarhichadidae. Bases 1612 to 2436 code for a protein of 274 amino acids. The record is from RefSeq and is a predicted model, not a curated record.
ACAUCAUCUGAAGGGCAAUGAAACCCACAACAACUGUAUUAAUUGUUAUUGUAGCGUUUUUUUACGCUGUAUGUCGUUCUCGUAAUAUAUUUGAAAGUAUGUUUAUCAUCGAUACGCCAGAUGACCUCAGUGGUCUCGCAUUUGGAAAUAGAAAUGCUGUGGUCUUAAGCUAGGAUGUCGGUCAUUGUACUAUGAUUAAACUGUCCUGAUAUUUGCAGCUAAUGUUGAAAUGAACCACGGAGUCGGUACGCUGCGUCGACUAAUGUCGAGAUACGAUUUUAAUCUCACAAAGAGAAUCACAUUUUGUUUUCUUCUCUGCAUCGUUACAUGCACAAAGCCUCCAUAGAUGCAUGAUAUGCUUUUAAAAUGGUGUCUGCGUUUAAUCGUCAAGAUCGACUUUGUUCAUUCAUAAAAGCCGGCUUCAAGUCUGAAUGACAACGGUAGACAUUGUCGUGGUGAAAAGGGCUUCUCCUAUUUCACGUAGCUAACAUGAAACUUUCAUUUUCAGUUACUGAGAAAGCUACAAGUGAAGGACGCUAUUUUGUUAUAUAUCUAGUCGAUGUUAUUAUUCAGCGGCGUCCAUCAUUGUUUUCACUGUGUAUCUACAUGAUUACUGUUUACGGUCUAUUUGUAGCAGUAGCUUAAUUUUUGUUUCCCAUAGGUUAACUGGUGUAGCUGGCUACCACCAGCAAGCUAGAAAAUAACACUUCCGGUAAAACAUUUCGAAAUAAAAGACUAACGGUCAAAAACGUAUUUUGAUAGAUCCGGUUCUUGGAAUGGUUAAAUAAAAAAAAAUUUUUACUCAAGUAACAAAAUUAGAACUAUAUUCAAAGACAUGCUUGAAUAUUUGAAAUAAAUAUGGAGUGAGACAAAAUUCUGAAAGUGCACCUUAAGUAAAAGUUUAUUUUGUCAAAAUAUUUCCCCCAUUGGUCAAUAAUGAAGUUACAUCAUCACACACAUUCAAUGAAUUCAUGUAGAAUACAGUGCAGUUUUUAACUAUUCACUUUUCGAAAAUAUUUUAUUUUGUAUAGUAGUUGCUGGACACUAAUGUGUUAUAUUCCCUUAAUCUAAUGAGGCAAUUCACAUUUAGAUUGAGAAAAUACAGUACUAAGAAACAAUAACAUAAUGUAGAAAAAAUGAUUUAAUCUGGACUUCUUUGAAUACACUUUUAAAACUCAUUUUCUGAAUUGAAUAUAACGUUUAGGGCUUAACUGGGGCUUUUUGAGACUUAACAUCAAACCGGGUAAAGUUAUAUCGCUCUCACUGUCGGUAAAUUUAUUCCGUGACACAGUCGCGCUAACUUCCUGUCUCGUCCCGAACCUUGACGCAGCCGCGUCGUCCUCUGUUUUCCUUGCGGAUGUAGCCCUCGUGCCCCCGGCCUAGACAGGCAGGUAGUGAUGUGGCCGCGGUUCUACGGCGGAGUGAUCUGCGCGACGACAAAGAGACGAUACGUUGUUAGCAGGGAGAUCCCAUUACAGAGGAAGCAUGUUGUAAUAUGGUCGAAACAAAAGCGUAAGAAGCGAUAGGCCAAAAAAAAAAUAAUAAUCCUGAAAUCUAAUCUGUUUAUGCGCAGUAACUUUUUAGUGGAUUUAUAGGCUACUCGCGUGGGAAAUGGAGAAGAAAAGGUGGGAUUGCACUGCUCUCCCCAAGGGCUGGAAAAUGGAAGAAGUGACCAGAAAGUCGGGUUUGUCAGCUGGAAAAAGCGAUGUCUAUUAUUUUAGUCCAUCUGGGAAGAAGUUUCGGAGCAAGCCUCAGCUGGCCCGUUAUCUUGGGAACCAGAUGGACCUCAGCUCCUUCGAUUUCCGCACGGGGAAGAUGCUGAUGAGCAAGCUGAACAAGAACCGCCAGAGACUGCGCUAUGAUAACAACAACCAGAAUAAGGGCAAACCUGACUUGAACACGUCGCUCCCCGUCAGACAGACGGCCUCCAUCUUUAAGCAGCCUGUGACCAAGGUUACCAACCACCCAAACAACAAAGUGAAGACGGAUCCUCAGAAAGCUGUCGACCAGCCCAGACAGCUUUUUUGGGAGAAGAAACUCGGUGGUCUCAAUGCUUAUGACAUUGCAGAGGAGCUGGUGAAAACAAUGGAACUACCGAAAGGCCUGCAAGGUGUUGGUCCAGGCUGCUCAGACAAGACUCUCCUGUCGGCUAUUGCGAGCGCUCUGCACACCAGCGCCGCUCCCAUCACUGGCCAACUGUCUGCUGCUGUGGAGAAGAACCCAGGAGUCUGGCUCAACACUACACAGCCGCUGUGCAAGGCCUUCAUCGUCACCGAUGAGGACAUCAGGAAACAGGAGGAGCUGGUGUACAGCGUGAGGAAAAGGCUGGAGGAGGCUCUGAUGGCGGACAUGUUGGCUCACGUCGAGGAGGCCGCCGGCGAGGGAGAGGCUCUGAAAGACGAAGGCAACAGCAGUGAAGAUAUGGAGAGUGUAUAGCACAGGGAUUUGUUCAACGUCUGCACACACACACGACCAUGAACAGUAGGAGCCACACAGCAGUCCUGCCCCGAUGAACUGUCCCCGUGUAUCUGCGUCCAACUUCACCCCAACUUACACCAGUCCAGUAGAGAGCUGUCUUCCCCUCGCUUGAACCCAAAACACUCGGGAGUCUCACAUGCGUCUGUUCAUCGUCGUUCACUGGACAGGACUCCUCAACAGCAAUUAAAUUAAAGCUCGGUGGACCUUCGACUAGGAGAUUUUAAAUAUUUUCUUGAACUUUAAAAUAUUAAAUAACUUAUCUAUAGUGUGUCAAAAUUAGUGUUUGAUGAAAAGAGUGUUUUUUACUGAAAGGCUUUGAAUGGGUUUGUAUUUUUCGUGUCAAAUCCAAACAUUUUAUGUCGGCAAAAGUUAAAUUGGGUGCUUUUUUUUUUUCUUUUGUUUUUGGGCAGAUUGGAAAUGAAUGUUGUGUAAUUUUGGCACGUCUCUGUCCUGAAUUUUAUGAUGCACUACACGAGUUGUCUGACACAAAACACCGUCUUUUCUAGUGGAACCGUUUGAGAUGUAACUAUACCGAGUUGGGCUAAUUUAAAUCGGCAUCGGGGCCAACCUGCAUGCCGGCUGACGAUAUAGAUGCAGACGGUGUAGUUCACCCACUGGGAGGGGACAGUCAAGUUUUUAUUGUUGUAAUUUCAAUGAAAUAUUGUACUUCGUGACCGCUGUGUCGCCCUGUGAGUCGUGUCCAGUGUUGACCAAAGAGGAGACAUGUCAUUUGGAAGAGGGUUGUGUGACGUGCGUGUAACUAAAGUCUGCUUGGUAUUUUACCGUAAGCGAUUUAUAUCGGCGCUGCCGUCGUGCAACUCAACGUGAGGAAAGUAAAAAGUAUGCGUUGAUAGGGCUGGACGAUGUGGAGAACAUGGAAUAUCAAGAUAUUUGUGAUGAAAUACCUCAAUGACGAUAUUGUAGGGUUGACCCUUGGUGCUUUUACUAAAUAUUUAAGCAAAGAGCUUUUUGAUAAAUAAUCACCAGUAAUGUGGAUAUAUUGACUAAGUGGGUAAAGGCAAAUAAUAGAACGGCUACAACAGUCUGGCAAUUCUGGAAAAUUGCAUGAUUUGACUGUAAUGCAGCCUUUAAAACCAGAAAAAGACAACACUUGUACCAUAUUACGAUAAAUAAAUUCUAAGACGAUAUCUAGUCUUGUACCACAAUAUCAAUGUAUUGCCCUGCCCUAUAUGUUGGGGCUGAGCACAAUGGGGGGAAAAAAUGACCUGAAACCUCUUUCUAUUGUAAAAGUAUUGGGUUUAAACCUCAACGUCAUCGUUUUAGGUGCUUUCUGAUGUUGAAGCUGUUUCUGCUUUGUUUCUGUCACAGUUUCUAUCCACGUUUUUCUGUUUUUGCGUGUUUUUUUUAAUGUGUCAAUGUUACAACACACAAGCUGCCUCCUCUUAAACCCACGCACAAAAUUGGUGACGCCGCAAAUUAGUUAACAUUGAGUUUAGAUGUAAUUUAUCAUCUGAGGAUUAAUGCUUUUGUAUUUUUUAUCCCCGUCUGUCGAGGUGUGAUGGUGAAUCAUGUACCCAGUUGAAAUCAUGAAAAUCCCGUCUCUAUAUCAGCAGGCUGAUUGCUGAAAUGAAUUUGAUUGUGUUACAUAUUAAAAUGAGUCCACAUGUCAUAAA